Molecule: messenger RNA, 594 nt
Organism: Cryptomeria japonica (Japanese cedar)
Lineage: Eukaryota; Viridiplantae; Streptophyta; Pinopsida; Cupressales; Cupressaceae
Product: secreted RxLR effector protein 161-like
Exons: 2
Coding region: 1-594 (197 amino acids)
Source: RefSeq, a predicted model, not a curated record
AUGGAGAAAGGGCUGAAGUUAUCAGCCAAGGCUGAUUCGCUUGCAGUAGAUGAAAUUGAAUUCAGGCAACUAGUAGGCAGCCUCAUCUACCUCACUGCCACUAGACCUGACAUCUGUUUUGCUGUCAGCUACAUCUCUCGCUUCAUGACAGCCCCAAAAGCUGAUCAUUGGAUUGCAGCGAAGCCAGUGUUGAGAUAUGUGAAAGGCACUUCAGACUAUGGCAUUUUGUAUGGCAGGUGCAACGAUCCAAAGCUGAUUGGUUAUACUGACUUAGAUUGGGCCGGAUCAGUGGAUGACAGAAAAUCCACUUCUUGGUACGUAUUCCGUUUGGGUACUAGUGUCGUCACUUGGAGCAGCAAGAAGCAACGGAUUGUGGCUCUUUCCUCGACCGAAGCUGAAUACCGAGGAACAGUCAAGGCCGCAUGUGAGACAGUUUGGCUCCGAAGGAUGCUUUCUGACAUGCAGAUGCCGCAAGCAAAAUCCUCGCUGAAAAGAGGUGCUAAAUAUUUCAAACUGCGCGGCGUUACAUACAUAAAGUCAGGCAGAUCACAAAAAGCAGAAGAAAUUUCGCGUAAUGGAGGUCGACGAAAUUGA